Lactuca saligna is the source of this 939-nucleotide messenger RNA. The record is from the annotation of a GenBank genome assembly. NCBI's taxonomy places the organism in Eukaryota, Viridiplantae, Streptophyta, Magnoliopsida, Asterales, Asteraceae.
AUGGUGGGGCGUGGCGGUAAUAGGUGGCGAUGGCUGACUGCAGCGACCGUGGAAGGGCAACGACAGCAAUGGGUGGCUGCGGUUGGCAGUCGUGGGCGGCCUUGCUGCUUCAUUUCUAUUAGCGGAUGCUCGACGAGGGACCAGGAUGAAGCAUCAAUGACUAUGUGUUUGGUGGUAAUGGGUUACGACAGGAUGGAGGUAGAGGGAGUGCCGCUGUCGGCUAUGGUGGUCCUCUUCCCCGUUGAAGUGAGAAACGGGUGCAGGAAAAAGGCUGCAGGUGGUGGAGGAAAGAGCUCCGGAAGAAACAAUGGGGUGCCACCGUUGGCUCUGGUGGUCCUCUUCCCCGGUGAAGUGAGAAACGGGUGCAAGAAGAGGUUGCAAGUUGUGGAGGAAAGAGCUCCGAUAGAAACACUGGGGUGGGGAUGGUUGCAAUCUCGCAUCUUUGUCUUCUCGAUGGUUCGCAAAAGUUAUAGAGCUGCUGAAACAGUGGCUAAAUCAUUCACUGCUGAGAAGUACCUAAAGAAAAUAGGAUUGGGAAAAGAUGACUACUACUUCUGGAAGCAAAUAGGCAAAGCACUUGUAUGCACAUACACACUAUUUGGUGCCAUGUGGCUAUUCAAUGAAACAUCUCCACUUGGUUGGUGGACACUGAAACCAGUACCUAAAGAAGAGAAAGAAUUAGCUCACCUGUAUCAGAGAAUCAAUUACCCUUACCCAGGUGAUGAAGAAGCCAUGACUGACUUCAUUGCAAAAGGUGGGAUGAUUGGGACAAUGGUGAGUGCUAAAGGGACAAUAGAUAUGGAGUCGGGUCCUGGGAAUUAUCAGAAGCAGUUGCAGAAAGAGAAGUUUGAUCAGGAAGCACUUAGGUUAUGGUUGAGGAUGAAGAAUGAAGUUGUUCAAGAACUUCAGGAGAAAGGAUAUGGUUUUUUGGCACCGUAG